Molecule: messenger RNA, 673 nt
Organism: Aspergillus homomorphus CBS 101889
Lineage: Eukaryota; Fungi; Ascomycota; Eurotiomycetes; Eurotiales; Aspergillaceae
Exons: 3
Coding region: 1-654 (217 amino acids)
Source: RefSeq, a predicted model, not a curated record
AUGUCAGAUUCAGUCGACUACAAGGCUUUGUUUUUGAGGGCCGAGGAGGAAAUAAAGAGAGUUGAUGAAGAAAGAAAGGGAGCUAACGAAGAAAGAAAGAAAGCUGAGGAGGGAAGGAGGCAGGAGAAGAUACUGAGAGAGCAAGCAGAAACACGAAAUCACCAGACUACCUUCGAAGAAUUUAUUCAACACUGUCAUGAUCUUCUUUCAAAGCCUCUGAAAGCCGGAGAUCCCACUCAGUCUACCACUGGUAGAGAAACACCGCGAUUAUUCAGUCCCUGCAUUGUACUAGAAGAGUAUGGACAGCGUUCUGCCGACCGACCUAUCACAAGUGAAAAGGACCUAGAAGUUUACGAGCGUUUUGCUGUGGAAAAUCAUGUGUCUGAUAUCAUCUCAGCGCUGUGCAAGAUACCGAGUGCGCGAGAGGAAUUCGGCCUAGGGAAUGGGGUGUGGUUCGACAACCACGCCAGGGCUCUUGACGAAAGUCCGCCAGACAAAGCAAAUCCGAAGGAACGACCUGCGCGUCCCGACCAAUUCUGUAUUCACCGUGUUGAUGAGGACAACGAGGGCGGGUCUCCGACCGAUGAACUUUUACCACGAGAUCGUCGAACCAGAAACAGUUCCUACCGACGGGCCGGAAAAACUAAGGUAUAACGCCGCUCGCCUUGCCGGC